Molecule: messenger RNA, 1353 nt
Organism: Spinacia oleracea (spinach)
Lineage: Eukaryota; Viridiplantae; Streptophyta; Magnoliopsida; Caryophyllales; Amaranthaceae
Exons: 3
Coding region: 1-1353 (450 amino acids)
Biological process (GO): telomere maintenance; DNA repair
Molecular function (GO): DNA helicase activity
Source: RefSeq, a predicted model, not a curated record
AUGGCCAACACGAGGCUGAAAAUCGGGUUCGAUCUGUUUGAGAUGUUUCCAUCGGUGUUGCCUCUGCAAAUACAUCUUCUUAACUUGCAGACAAUCCAGGUAAUGCCUCAUGAGAAUUUAGACGAGAUCAUUUUAAAUGAUAAAAGAUCUCGAACUCAACUUACAGAAUUCUUUAGGAUGAAUGCUGCCACACCUAAUGGAACGGGCUAUACAUAUGCAGAAUUUCCAGAGCACUAUAAGUGGGAGGGUAAAGAAUGGAAAAAAAGAAGCAACAAGACCGUUGUUGUUGGCAGGCUCACUUUUGUAGCACCUGCUGAAGGGGAACGUUACUUCCUCAGAUUAUUACUGAUGCAUGUGGAUAGCCCGCGAUCCUUUGAUCAUCUCCGAACUGUUGAUGGAUAUAAGUGUGCCACUUUUCAGGAGACGGCUCUGCGGCUGAAAUUGCUAGAGGAAGACAACGCUGUCGACUUGUGCUUAGCUGAAGCGUGUGAAGUGCAAAUGCCGACUGCAUUCCGACAGCUCUUUUCAACAGUGCUGAUCUUCUGCCAGCCAAGUGACCCCAAUGCCCUCUGGUUAAAAUACUACGACGCUCUCUCUGAAGAUUAUAGGCACCAGUUUCCGAGUUCUGACAGCAGGUCAAGGGAGCUCACUGUUAGAUCUGUUGAGCAAUCUCUUGAAGCAAUGGGGAAAUCAUUUAGAGACUUUGGCCUACAACAUUUAAAUGAUUUUCAAGAUGAAGAGUUCAGGCGAACAAAAGACAUUAUCGAUGCACUUGAUGCACCGAUACCUCGGGACUGUAUUGAUGCCCGUAACACAUUAAACCAAGCACAGCAGGAGGCAUUUGACAGCAUUAUUGACCACGUUCUUAAAGGGAAACCUGGUGCAUUAUUCAUAGACGGGCCCGGAGGAACAGGUAAAACCUUCCUAUACAAUGCUCUCUAUGCAGAGGUUCGUUUGAUGAACAAGAUUGUCCUACCAACUGCGACAUCUGGAAUUGCAGCAUCAAAUAUACCUUCUGGGAGGAUUGCUCACUCUCGGUCCACCCCAGGCAAUUUCACAACAACGGCUAUACUGACCCCCCUGAAUGAAGAUGUUGAUGAUAUCAAUGCUACCCUGAUAGACAAAUUCCCUGGAGAAUCUGUUAUGUACAGGAGUUUUGAUACAGUUCUUGAUGAUAAUAGCGCGAUCUAUCCUCCUGAAUUUAUACACACCCUCUGCCCAGGUGGAAUGAGCCCAUACAAGCUCGUCUUGAAGAAAAAUUGUCCAGUUCUUCUGCUUCGCAAUAUCCUUCCUUCGUCUGGCCUGUGCAAUGGGACACGUAAUCUAUCACAAACCUUUUUAUCUGCUUCCUGA